UUCUUGAUUCCCAUAGAAACAUGAGGGUGAGAGACAACAUGAAGUAUCAUCUUCUGUUGGCUAUCAUUGGAACCUUUGCCGUUAUAGUUGGAGCCCAGACGCAAGAAGGAUUUAUAAGUCUGGACUGCGGAUUACCUCUUGAUGAAUCUCCUUACAAUAAUUCGUUUAAUGGAUUAACAUUCUCAUCGGAUUCCAAUUUCAUCCAGACAGGAAAAAUUGGUAAAGUCGAUAAAGAUGUCUUCAAAAGAUUCGCGAAACAAUAUGGGACUAUGAGAUACUUUCCAGAAGGAAAACGUAAUUGUUCACUGGCGCUGUUUUUCCGGGAAUAUUAUAGCACUUCCAUUGAGCAAAUAAGGUAUGCUGAUGAUGUCUAUGAUCGUGUUUGGUAUCCAUUUUUCGACUCUUCGUAUAAAUACCAGAGUUAUCAAAAAAAAAACAACUCAGACACAUAUAAGGUACCAAAAACUGCACUCAUGAGUGCUGCCACGCCUAAAAAUGCCAGUGAGCCACUGCUCGUCACCUGGACACCCAAACCCUACAAUGCUGAAGUGUACUUGUACAUGCACUUCGCGGAGAUUGAAGCCCUGGAAGCCAAUCAGACGAGGGAAUUCGAUGUUAUCUUGAAAGGAAACUUUAACCAUUCAGGUUUUAGUCCACCCAAGUUGGAGCUAUAUACAUUAUACACUGCUGGAGCAGUGCAAUGUGAUUCAGAAGGUUGCAAUUAACAGCUAGUAAAAAAUCUGAAUUCUGUGAACUGCAUCUUCAAUCUCCCCCUUCCACCUCUUAUUAACGCUAUUGAGGUUUACACUGUUAUUGAAUUCCCACAAGUGGAAACAAGCCAAAAUGAUGUUGCCGCUAUCAAGAACAUCCAAGCUACUUAUCAACUACGUAAAAUCAGUUGGCAAGGAGAUCCAUGUCUCCCUCGAGAUUUUUCCUGGGAAAAUCUUGGAUGCAAUUACACAGAUGCAUCUACUCCACCAAGAAUCACUUCUUUAGAUUUGUCAAAAAGUAGAUUAACUGGGAGCAUUACCCCAAUUUUACAGAAUCUGACGCAAUUACAAGAACUUGACUUAUCAAAUAAUAGCUUGACUGGACCAAUACCUACCUUCCUUGCCAACAUGAAAUCGUUAUCCUUACUAAACUUAAUCGAGAACAAUCUCACCGGUUCAGUUCCUCAAGCACUUCUCGAUAGAAAAAAGGAAGGACUUGUGUUAAAACUUGAAGGAAAUCUAAAUUUGUGUACGCUUAGUUCAUGCAAACCAAAGGAGAAAACUAAAUUCUUACUACCGACUAUUGCAUCAGCUGCCUCUCUUGUUGUAGUGGUGGUUGUGGCUUUUAUUUUUGUUUUCCUAAAGAAGAAAGUGCCUUUAGAUUUAAACACAUUACCAAGUACGGCCACAGUGGAUGGUAGGCAUGCUAGUCAGUCAGAAUCAUCAUUCCUAUCGAAAAAGAUUAGGUUUACUUAUACUGAGGUUCAAGCGAUGACAAAUAACUUAGAAAGGGCUCUCGGGGAAGGAGGGUUUGGAGUCGUUUAUCAUGGUUGUGUUAAUGGUAACCAACAGGUGGCUGUUAAAUUGCUAUCUCAAUCAUCAUCUCAAGGCUAUAAGCAUUUCAAGGCAGAGGUGGAACUGCUUAUGAGAGUUCACCACAUAAAUUUGGUGAGUCUUGUUGGAUACUGUGAUGAAGGAGAAAACUUGGCCCUUAUCUACGAGUACAUGCCAAAUGGAGACUUAAAGCAACAGUUGUCAGGAAAGCGUGGGAGAUUCAGUCUGAGCUGGGAAAAUAGACUAAGAAUAGCCGUGGAUGCAGCACUAGGCUUGGAGUACUUACACAUAGGAUGCAAACCACCAAUCGUUCAUAGAGAUAUUAAAUCUACAAACAUACUUCUGGACCAAAAUUUUCAAGCCAAACUAGCCGAUUUUGGGCUUUCGAGAUCAUUUCCCACUGGAAAUGAAACACAUGUUUCAACCUUUGUUGCUGGAACUCCUGGAUAUCUUGAUCCUGAGUAUUAUCAGACAAAUUGGUUGACAGAAAAGAGUGAUAUAUACAGUUUCGGAAUUGUGUUAUUGGAGCUCAUUUCAAACCGUCCUAUAAUUCAACCAUCCCGUGAAAAGCCUCACUUAGUAGAUUGGAUCAGCUUUAUGAUUACAAAUGGAGAUAUUACAAACAUUGUGGACCCACAACUCCACCAAAAUUAUGAUAUUGGUUCCGUCUGGAAGGCCAUUGAAAUAGCAAUGUCAUGUGUCAGUCCUUCUUCUACAGGAAGGCCAAACAUGUCUCGAGUUGCUAAUGAUCUAAAAGAAUGUUUGAUGUCUGAAAAGUCGAGGGUAGGAGAGAGUCAGGACAUGGAAUCACAAAGUUCUAUGUACAAUAGCAGGGACAUUACCGAGGUGAGCCCUAAAGCUCGCUAG
This is a messenger RNA of Brassica oleracea var. oleracea, 2411 nucleotides long. RefSeq names its product probable leucine-rich repeat receptor-like protein kinase At2g28990. Lineage: Eukaryota; Viridiplantae; Streptophyta; Magnoliopsida; Brassicales; Brassicaceae. Gene Ontology annotation, molecular function: protein binding; protein kinase activity; ATP binding. The record is from RefSeq and is a predicted model, not a curated record. The transcript is spliced from 16 exons. Gene Ontology annotation, biological process: protein phosphorylation.